This is a messenger RNA of Zea mays, 1005 nucleotides long. RefSeq lists its product as uncharacterized. Gene Ontology annotation, biological process: transposition. NCBI's taxonomy places the organism in Eukaryota, Viridiplantae, Streptophyta, Magnoliopsida, Poales, Poaceae. The coding region runs from base 297 to 986 and encodes 229 amino acids. The record is from RefSeq and is a predicted model, not a curated record. The transcript has 3 exons.
UUACCAAGAAGAUGAACUUCCGACCAAUUUUAAUAUAGAUACUGAGGUUUUGCCAGAAUCAUUAGUGGGAGAUCCUGAAGAUGUAGUAAGUCCCAAAAAACGGAAACGGAAGUCAAAGAAGAAAACAUCGAAUCGUAGAAAACAAUUUGAUCCUGAUUUUGAAUACGACUAAAAAGUAAUUAUAUAUUUAUUGUUCAUUUCAAUACAUUAUGUUCAUUUACAUUAUGUUCAUUUCAAUACAUUAUGUUCAUUUACAUUAUGCUCAAUUACUAAUUUGAUUUUGUUUUAAUAACAGGAUGUCUAAAAAGGUCAAGCAGCUCGCUAAGGGACUAGCGAGGAGAGCCUCCAUUUUUGGGAGAAAGGAGGACUUAGUGUUCCAGGGCACUAGUUCAAGCUCGAGUAGGCGUAGAGCUUUGUUGGAGCAUGUUCCAGAGUUGCAGGGUCAGGCAGUCGGCGUACAGAGGAAUGAGGAUGAGCCUGAAGAUGAGGAAGAGACAGAGGAGUGGAGACAAGUGGAAGAUGAGGAAGAGACAGGGUGGGGUGAAUGGCCCAAUGAUGGAGGGUCGGGAGUUGGGGGAGCUAGUGGGUCAAGGGAAGGAGAAGCUGGUGUUUCAGGUGGAGGUUCUGGAAGCGGGGGAGUUGGAGGGUCUUCACGGGUCCGGAAGCCGCGGAAGACUAGUUGGGUCCCCCCUCCUAAAGAACCAGUUAACAAGGUUGAGAUAAUCCCGAGUGGAGAUGGGGCUUGGCUGGAUAGUAGUUUCACCGGCAAAGAUCGUGUAAGGCAAGUAAAUAAAGUGUUGGGCAAUAUCUGUCGUAUGAGAUGGCCUGGAUUGGUGAUUGAGAAUGGUAUUGAGGUCCCUGUCACAAGAUGGGAUCAAUACGGCCUUGCGGUUAACGCGCAACAUGGGAAUGCGCAAGGUGCAGUUUGGCACGACUUCUGGGUAUGUUUAUCUAUCUUCUUGCGAAGUUAUCAGCUCAAUGAUUGAUUCAUAUUAUGGAUUCUUG